Diorhabda carinulata is the source of this 1934-nucleotide messenger RNA. RefSeq lists its product as uncharacterized. Gene Ontology annotation, molecular function: protein binding. The coding region runs from base 242 to 1891 and encodes 549 amino acids. NCBI's taxonomy places the organism in Eukaryota, Metazoa, Arthropoda, Insecta, Coleoptera, Chrysomelidae. The record is from RefSeq and is a predicted model, not a curated record. The transcript has 2 exons.
UGACGUUGAAAAGAAAACUGAAGACGUUUUAAUUGAAAAUGCGUCCUGGAUUUUGGGCUUUUUUGCGCUAAUAAUAAAUACUUUAUAAAUUAUCUAUUUUUCCGAGAUAACGAUCGGAAAUAAUAUUGUUCAGAGCGGUGAGUUCUCAAAUCAAAUAUUAUGAAUCAAUUUGACGUUUAUUUGAAAUGACUGUCUACUUCAAAACUGUUUGUAAAUAUCAAAAUCGUUUUCGAAACCGAAUAUGGUUUCGCUCAAAAAAACAAAUAGAAAAUUAAGCGAAGACGAGGAGGUAUGCGCUACGUCGUUGCUGGAUAUUUUUCCGAAACAAAGAAAGUCCAGAAUUUCGGAAGGAUCCGCAUCGAAUAGAAUGGAUAUCGAUUUUAUUAGAAUGACGAAAAAACACGACAGACGACGCGAUAUAAAGUUGGAAGUGGAAAAAAUGAGAAAAUCCCUACCAAGAUAUGACAUAAUGGAAAUCCGUCAAUUCAGAUUACCGUUCCACGAAGCUCUAAUAACCAAUUUACACGAAUGCGGUUACCCGGACAGCGCUGCUCUGAUUGGAGCCCUGAUCGCCUACCAAGACGAGCUUAGGAAAGAAUCGGCUCCCGGUAGCAGCGUCUUCAUCUUACCACAACUGAAAUUCGCCAAAAACGAAUUGGAAACAUUAGCGAAAAAUCUCCAAGAAUCAGAAUCGUUAAAAAGAAAGGAUUACCUUUCGGAGGAAUGCCAUAUCAUUCUAAAAUUAGGGGUAGAUUUCGCUUUCGGGAAUUCCGAUUGGUGGUGGGUGGGCGAGCAAAUCCUCUUACAUACCAUCAUGUUGUCAUCUUCAUAUUUCACGAAAAUCGGUAGCAAAUUCGAGGCUCUAAGUAGAUACGUCUACGCUCAAUAUCUACUGGAUAAUUUGAAAGAGUACGACAGUGCUUUGAAGCAACUGAAAGUGGUGCAUUGCUUGGCUAGGAAUAAAAUGUGGACUUGCAAGCACUAUUUUCCGCAAAUGGCGGGGACGUUGUACAUGCACACCAACCAAGCUAUGUUUGAAUGUUUAAUAACGGAAGUGAAACGAAUGUUGGAAGCGGAUGCCGGGAAAGCGAUUAUCUUAGCGGAUCAAGCGAGAAAACGCGCAGCCGAAGCUUGCUACAGAGACGGCGAAGCUCAAGCUCUAGUAUUGAAGGGAAUAUGCGAGAUGCAGGGAAAUCUUCCGAAAUCCGCCGUGAAUUCGUUCAACCGAGCGAUUUGUAUCCAAGCGAGGUUCGGAACUAUUGAAGAAGUUUGUAAAAUCAAAAUUCAUUUAGCCAAAGCUUAUUUAAUGGACGGUUGUAUAAACGCGUCGUUGAAUGUAUUGAUGGAAUUGAAAAACGAUGCGGAGGAAAACGAUUUGCCCUUUUAUUUGGGACAAGCUUAUAAAAAUUUAGCGGAAUAUUAUCUAUCGAUAGGAGAAUCGCAGAAAGCGUCGCCGCUAUUGGAAAAAUGCAUAGACAUUUUCAAAAAUUGCGAAACUACGUUACCGGAAAUUAAGGUGGCUGAAAAUUUGAGAGCCAUUUCUUCGGGCCUCCAGUUGCUACCAAAGUACAUAGACGUAUUGAAGAAAGCCGGAGACGACGACGAAGAAGGUAAACAGAGACUUUUGGCGCUGCUCGCGUGGAAAAACGAGAGACAAGAUUUUUGGCAAGAAGGCGAUUUAGUAGUUGAUUAUACCCCUUGCGAAAGUAUCAUAUCGGAAAGUUACAGAAAAGUGAGAGAAAGUAGACCGAACGUUUUGGAUGCCAAAUUCCAUAGAUUAUCGAGUAAAUCCGUGACGAGGAGAGUCAACAUUUCGACAGAGAAGGCGCUAGUCGAAGAAACAGGUUCUACAGGUAGUAAAUGUGAAGCAAAAAUUUUGAAUGAACAUUGAGCAUUGUGGUCCAGAUACAUUUCCUCUAAAUAAAUAAAUUUUC